Oreochromis niloticus (Nile tilapia) is the source of this 677-nucleotide messenger RNA. RefSeq names its product major histocompatibility complex class I-related gene protein-like. Bases 322 to 654 code for a protein of 110 amino acids. Lineage: Eukaryota; Metazoa; Chordata; Actinopteri; Cichliformes; Cichlidae. The record is from RefSeq and is a predicted model, not a curated record. The transcript has 2 exons.
GGCUGGAGCAGCAUCUAAUAACCAACUCGCAAAAUAAAAGAAAAUUAAAACAAACCAUCAAACACGAAAACACCAGACAUUAUGAUACAGACUUAUAAUUUGCAAUAAGAGGGAGUCUUCGCCCAGGCCGCCAAACAGGCUAGGACCGCCACUGGUUGUAAAAGACAAAAUGUAUGGCUUUUUAAAGCGGAGUCAAAUUCAAACGAGAAUCUAACGACUGCCUGUCUCUCUCCAGUUCUUCCUUCAGUGUCUCUCCUUCAGAAGUCUUCCUCCUCUCCAGUCAGCUGCCACGCUACAGGUUUCUAUCCUGACAGAGCCGUGAUGUUCUGGAGGAAAGAUGAAGAGGAGAUUCAUGAAGGUGUGGAUCUGGGAGAGAUCCUUCCCAACAAUGAUGGGACCUUUCAGACGAGUGUUGAUCUCAGUGUUUCAUCAGUCACACCUGAAGACUGGGAGAGGUACGACUGUGUGUUUCAGUUCUAUAGUGUGAACAAUGACAUCAUCACCAAACUGGACCGAGCAGUGAUCAGGACCAAUAUGAAGAAUCCCACUGACAUUGGAGCUGCAAUCGUUGUUCUAGUUAUCGUUUCCAUUGCAGUUGUGGUAAUCGUGGCAGCCGUGGCAGCUGUGGCAGUCGUUACCAAAGAAGAAAGGUGAGAUCUCAGUUGUGGAAAUGCAGA